UAUGAUGGGGAAAUAAUAUAUUUAGCCACAAUCAUCACUAAUUCACCUACCACAACCGCAACAGCAACAGCAAGAAAAACAUUAUGAGUACUGAAAAUCUACAAGAUAAAAAACAUUAUGUUCUUGUUCAUGGUGCUUGUCAUGGAGCUUGGAGUUGGUACAAGGUCAAGACCAUCCUAGAAUCUUCUGGUCACUUGGUCACUGUCAUAGACCUUGCAGCUUCUGGAAUCAACUCGAAGAAAAUUGAAGAUGUUGAUACAGUUUUAGAGUAUUCUGAACCUUUGUUGGAGUUAAUGGCCACAAUUCCUCAUAAUGAAAAGGUGAUUCUUGUGGGUCAUAGCCUUGGAGGAGUUAACAUAGCACUUGCUAUGGAACAAUUUCCAGAAAAGAUUGCUGUUGCUGUUUUCUUAACAGCUUUUGUUCCUGAUAUUCAACAUAAGCCAUCUUAUGUCAUGGAAAAGUAUAUUGAGAGUAUCCCUGCAGAUGAAUGGUUGGACACUGAAUUCUCCCAGAGUGGAAACAAAACAUCAAUGUUCUUUGGUCCCAAAUUCUUGUCCAAUAAGCUCUAUCAAUGCUCUUCCCCACAGGAUCUUGAAUUGGCAAAGAGUUUAGUAAGGCCAGGGUCCCUCUUUAUGGAAGACUUGACUCAACAAAACAACUUAUUCUCCAAACAAGGCUAUGGGUCAGUUCCAAGUGCUUUUAUUGUUUGCAAUGAAGAUGUUGCAAUUCCAUUGAAAUUUCAACUCUGGAUGAUCCAAAAUGGUGGCAUUAAUGAUGUGUUUGAGAUCGAUGGUGCAGAUCAUACGGCUAUGCUUUCUAAGCCACAACAACUAUGUGAUUCUCUCUAUCAGAUAGCUGCUAAAUACGCUUGAAAUCGUACGGCUUAUUUAUUGUUUUUGAAUUUUAUUUGUGUUCGAAUAAAGGAAUAUCACCAUGUUUGAAACUCUGAGAAACUUCAUUGGAGAAGUGGCUUGCAUUGCAACUUCUAUUUAUUUCUCCAUGCAUGUAUGUUAUAUAAAACUUCUUAUGUU
Messenger RNA from Vicia villosa (hairy vetch), 1031 nucleotides. RefSeq names its product salicylic acid-binding protein 2-like. Bases 84 to 872 code for a protein of 262 amino acids. Gene Ontology annotation, molecular function: methyl indole-3-acetate esterase activity; methyl salicylate esterase activity; methyl jasmonate esterase activity. Gene Ontology annotation, biological process: jasmonic acid metabolic process; salicylic acid metabolic process. The record is from RefSeq and is a predicted model, not a curated record. The transcript is spliced from 3 exons. Lineage: Eukaryota; Viridiplantae; Streptophyta; Magnoliopsida; Fabales; Fabaceae.